Thamnophis sirtalis is the source of this 2143-nucleotide messenger RNA. Lineage: Eukaryota; Metazoa; Chordata; Lepidosauria; Squamata; Natricidae. The record is from RefSeq and is a predicted model, not a curated record.
GUCCCGGAGGCCAUCAAGUCCCAGUAUCGGAUCCCACCAGCAUUAAUGGCGCCCGCAGCCAUCCGGGACGGGGAGCUGAUUUGCAACGGCUUUUCCGAGGAGUCUUUGCCGAAGGCCCCUGGCAGCCCCUCCCAGCACUUAGCCGCCCAAUCGGAACAGCAAGAGUGGCUGUGUAGCAUCGUGGCCCUGCAGUGCAGCAUCCUCAAACACUUAUCGGCCAAGCAGGCCCCUUUUUCCUGGGACUCGGAGCAGGCGGAGAAAGGGGACGUCAAGCCGCUGCUGGCGGCCGACAGCUCCUUCGCCAGUCUGUACCAGGCGACGGACAAGCCCAGCGUCCCCCCUCCCAGUUGCACCUCGGGGCUCAUCCCCCAGAACUCCUUGCAGGACGAGACCCCCUACCCCUCCUCCGUGGACCGGCCCAAGAAACCUCCUCCCCCCUGCGGGACGUCGAAUGGCCUGGGUGCCGCCGCCGAGGUGAAGAUCAACGGCCCCAGCUUCUACGGGGAGGCCUCCGCGCCCGCCUCGCCCAGGCUGAGCGGGCAAGGCGGGUCCUUGUCUCACCGGCAGCAGCCCUGGCCGAGAUCCGCUACUCCUCCAGCGGCUUGUGGGCUCCUCAACCACGUGUCUGGCGCCGUUGUGAAAACUGAGAACGCUGCGGGACCCGUCUCGUGCCCCCACAAGGUGGCCGUGCCCGUCACCACCCUGCUGGCCUCCCUCCCCAGCUCUUGCUUCAGCCUGGAAGCCGCCACGGCCUGGCCCCAGAAGAACACUCAGGCGCCAAUCGGGCCUCUGCUAGCUACGGAUCUGGGCGCAGCGGACUCCCCCGUCUCCGCCACGUGGGCACUCACUCCUCACCCAGCGGCUGUAGGGGAGGGAGGCUCUGCCGUGGCCCCUGCCCAUGGUUUUUGUUCCUCAGCCCCACCUCCAGAUGGGAAGCUGAGCCCAAGCCCCCUUCCUGCGUUAGCGGCCCCUUCCUCGCUCCCUUCCAACUCUUCAGCCGCAGUGGACCUGGCGGGGCCCGUGAAGGCAUUAAUAGACGGCAGCGGAGCAGAGAUCGAGAUCGGGAUGCUGGACGAGAAGCUGGUCAAGUUCCUGGCCUUGCAGAGGAUACACCAGCUCUUCGCCUCCAAAGCUCAACCGGCGGCCGACAGCGUGGGGUGCCCCCCGCCCACUUCUGCUAGCAACCCUGCCGAAGGACAGAGGAAGGAGGUGCAGGCCCGGGCAGUCUUCUACCCACUCCUUGGCUCGGGCAGCGCGGUGAACAUGUGCUACAGGACCCUCUACAUCGGGACAGGAGCAGACAUGGACGUGUGCCUUACAAACUACGGUCACUGCAACUACGUCUCGGGCAAACACGCCUGCAUCUUCUACGAUGAGAACACCAAACAUUACGAACUGCUCAACUACAGCGAGCACGGGACCACGGUGGACAACGUCCUGUACUCGUGCGACUUCUCGGAGAAGGCCGCCUUCAUCCCGCCCAGCAGCAUGGUUGCCAAAGUCCAGAGCGUGAUCAAGCGCCACAAGAACCGGAAGCCGCCAGAGGAAGAGCCGUCGGCGCCUCCCGGCGAAGAGACGUCCGCGAUGCGUGCCCAGGCGCAGGGCCAGCCCCAGCCGCCCUGCAGCUGCAGAGCCAGCAGCUCCAGCCUGAUCGGGGGCAGCGGGGCUGGCUGGGAGGGAACGGCCCUCCUGCACCACGGCAGCUACAUCAAGCUGGGCUGCCUGCAGUUCGUCUUCAGCAUCACGGAGUUCGCAACCAAGCAUCCCAAGGUGGACGCCUCGGCCUUAGCCCAAGAGACGGACUUAGAGGAGAAGCUGUCCCCCAGGGGCCCCCAGGCCCCCGUGCUCCGGUCCAACUCAGUGCCAUAGGAGCCGUGGGGCGGCCCGGGGAGGUGGGGGGGGGGAGAAGCCCUCCUCUCUCCCCCUCCCCCCACCGGAUCAGAGACGCCUGUUCGUUUGACACGACCCCCCCACCCACCCCGUCUGUCCGCAUUUCUUUUUCUUUUUCUCCUCCAUGGGGGCUGCAGACUUUGGAGGCCCUUUGCAUGAAAUGAAGAAACUUUCAAUUUUUUUUUUUUUUAAUGGUUUGCUCAAGUUUUAGGGGCAUUUGCACAUAUAUUUGUACUAUACAUUUCAUUUAAAA